AUGACUUCAAUUCAACCUACAUCAAGACCGCCACCACUGUUCGCCAAGUUAUUACGAUUGGAUAACCCAAUUCGAAGCUUGACACUGGCCUUUUGGACCUGGAAGAUUUUGUUAUACAUUGUCGUGACCGCCUGUCCAGGUUUGGGCUAUGACACCUCUACCUCCUUGAUCUCAUAUGCUGCCAAUCCGACCACGGUGGCUAGUGAGUCCGAGUCCCUUUCGGGAUCUCUGAAAUUCGCCCGGUGGGAUAGUAUCUAUUUUCUGAAUAUUGCCCAAAAGGGAUACCUGUUCGAGCAAGAAUGGGCCUUUGGCUGGGGCUAUACUAAGCUUCUGUCUCUUUUUGUCUCCGGGAUUCGUCUCUCCGGUGGAAAUGAUGGACCAGCCAGCACUGCAAUGGUGGGUGUAGUCCUCUCUCACGUUGCCCAUUACCUGUCUGUACUGGCACUCUAUCGUCUGUCGUCCAAUAUCUUCGGCCAUGCCACAGCCCACCAGCAUCUCAUCUGCUUUCUGUCAGCAGCUCUUCACAUCAUCUCUCCAGCAGGCGCUUUCCUGUCCGCGCCUUAUGGCGAGUCGAUCGUGUCUUUCCUGAACAUCACUGGCUUUUACCUCUACUCAUCGUCACUCAUCGCCGAGCGCAAUGGGGCCACGCGGCUUCGAGACGUUCGGGUUCUCACAUCCGCCGUUCUCUUUGCAGUGGCCACCAUGGUCCGCAGUAAUGGGGUACUCAGUGGGUUCCUAUUCGCCUAUGACGCGACGGUUCUAGGGUGGAAGACUUUGACUCGAGGACCAACUCUACAUACCUCUGUUCGUCUUGCAGUGAUCGUGUUCGGUGGCUGCAUUGUAGGAUCCGGGAUGGUGAUCCCUCAGAUCCUGGCUUAUCGCAUGUACUGCAUGUCCGAGGGCGAUGCUCGGCCAUGGUGUAAGUGGGCAUUGCCUAGCAUCUACGGCUGGGUCCAAGAGCAUUAUUGGAAUGUUGGCUUCCUGCGAUAUUGGACAGUCUCCAAUAUACCGCUUUUCCUGUUGGCUGCACCGAUGUUAGCUAUUAUUUGCAGAUCCAGCUUGUGGGCACUGCAGAGUCCCUCAUCAUCAUCGACUAGCCCCGGGUCAAUGCUCACUCGGCUAGCUGUUCCCCAGGGGCUGCUGGCAGUCAUGGCAUUUGUCGGCUACCACGUCCAGAUCAUCAACCGCAUUUCGUCGGGGUAUCCCUUGUGGUACUGGUACUUGGUCACUAGCGCUGUAGACCUCAGCUCCAGCUCACUUAAACAGAGCCGGACUCUUGCCGUCGCUGUGUACAGCAUGGUGGGUUAUGCGUUGAUCCAGGGAGUUCUUUUUGGUUCUUUCCUACCCCCGGCGUAA
Penicillium bovifimosum is the source of this 1356-nucleotide messenger RNA. RefSeq lists its product as uncharacterized. Gene Ontology annotation, molecular function: GPI mannosyltransferase activity; alpha-1,6-mannosyltransferase activity. Gene Ontology annotation, biological process: GPI anchor biosynthetic process. Lineage: Eukaryota; Fungi; Ascomycota; Eurotiomycetes; Eurotiales; Aspergillaceae. Bases 1 to 1356 code for a protein of 451 amino acids. The record is from RefSeq and is a predicted model, not a curated record. Gene Ontology annotation, cellular component: endoplasmic reticulum membrane; mannosyltransferase complex. The transcript has 3 exons.